GUUAACCUACUGUGGCUCUUAGUGUUCGAGCUGCCUUCGAACCUUCCAUGUUCGCAGUGCAGGUGCCCGCAUCGUGCAUCGUUCUUUCACAAUAAUCGUCCUUGGGUGCUGGUAGCCAGAGCGUGGCGACCUAAGGGAAAGCCACUGAUGCCAAGUGGUCUACAAGGAGAACCGGAACUGGCCGGUUCCCUGAAGGUCGAAGGGAACUCGAAGAUUCGAUUAAAAAGAUGAAGGGAUGGUUCGACGCUUUCCGUAUAGACGGAGGACCCACGUUGUAUAGCUAUAGUAAUCGUACACCUGUCACGGGAGAUGUUCCUCUAGUGAUUGUGUUUGUUAUAUUCGGCACCAUCUUUACCGCGUUCCUUGUCAUAUUUCCUGGAAUACGAAAGGAGCGUAUUAGCACGUUCCUCACGGUGACAUUGAGCCUUUUCGUUGGAGCGUCGAUCCAAGUCGCUCAGUAUGGAUCAUCCUGGCACACCAGUUCCGCCACCAUUGUUAGCACAUACAGUGCAUUCUCGAGACAGAAAACUGCUGCGGAAAUCGGAGGAUAUAUCGGUCUGAUGCAUAUAAACAUCACCUACAGGCUGCUACCAAGUAGCGAAAAUCCAAUGGACGACGUGGAGUAUAACGAAAGAUUCUGGUGGAGGAGUACAGGAGAGAUGACGAGUGCCUUUAAGCAAGCAUUGAACCAGGGUGCACCGUUUCCUAUAGUUUCUCUAGCCGAAUACUUCAGUCUUCAUCAAGAAGGCUUUUCCUGGGGAAGCAAAUAUCGACAAGCUGGUUACUACGCGUCGCUAAUGCUCUGGACGUCCUUUACUUCUUGGGCCAUGAUGAACCUGUUAUUAAUAAUAGUGCCACGAUACGGCGCUUACGGCAUGAUCUUCACCGGGAUAUGUAUGCUUCUGACCAAUUUAAUCUACUGGGCACUUUUACCUUGCGAGCCUCUCAUUGCACAUAUCGAUGGUUCCAUUCUUGCUUUUAAUUUGGGAUGGAAUUAUUGGCUUGUAUUGUUAGCUGGUAUCGGAUGUAUGUUCACUGGAGUGGUGAUUACGGCGAUAGACAUGAUCUUUCCUCAUCAGUUCUCUACGAUAUUGGAAGUUGAUUACGAUACGCCGUACGACAGACAUGUUAUCAUAGAAGAGAGUUUCGAUACGAGGAACGUCAGGCGAAGAUUACCUAAAAUCGAGGAUUCAUUUGGUGAUCGUAUAAUAAGUCAAUUGUCUUCCAAGCUACAAAAUAGACACGAUAUCAAGGAAGAGACACAAGGUGUGAUAAAUCGAGGAUAUACGUCACACGAGCCUUCAGAAUUUCACCAUGACUCUAAUGAAGAUUCAUCAAAGAACAACUGGUCUUAUCCGUUUCCAUCGUCUUCACGUAGACCUAUCAAUACUUGAUUAUAAAUGCUACAUAAUCUUUUAGUGUUAACAAAUUCCUCAAUAUGUUUCAACAGAAGUUUUUGUUCAUUUAAAACUGUAAGUUUAGCCCUAGAACUCCUAUGGAGAAAGAAAGGGAAUAAACAGUAACUACAAUGAAA
Molecule: messenger RNA, 1534 nt
Organism: Bombus terrestris (buff-tailed bumblebee)
Lineage: Eukaryota; Metazoa; Arthropoda; Insecta; Hymenoptera; Apidae
Gene: mol
Product: dual oxidase maturation factor 1
Exons: 8
Coding region: 228-1394 (388 amino acids)
Biological process (GO): protein transport
Cellular component (GO): endoplasmic reticulum membrane
Source: RefSeq, a predicted model, not a curated record